GUUGGGCUCGUCGAGGGAGACUUCGUGCUGGUGCACUACCGCGUGGGCGGUGCGCGGAUCUGGCAUGAGCGCUUGAUCGUGGUGCUGCAGCCGACCGCACCUUUCGGCACCGGCAUCCUGACGCCCGACGGGCACGCCUACGUCGAGGCGAUCGCCCCGAACAGCGCGGAUGUCAGGGACGACGCGAUCCCUGGCGGCGGAGCUGUGGGCGGACAGUCGCCACAGAUGGGAGCCGACGAGGUCUACCGCUUCCGCGGGCUCCCGCUACCGGGUGAGGUAGCCGCAGCGUCAGCGUCCACGAGGGCGGCUCGGGGAUUGCCGCCUGGGCCGCCGAUCGCGCUCAACACAGCUGGGAGCGUGAUCGUGCCAGUGGGGCCGCCAGCAGAGGCCGCCGCUGCCGCCGCCCCCGCCCGGGCGCCGGCUGCCCCCGCCGCAGGCGCUGUGGGCGGGCUUGCGGGGCUUGCGGCGGCGCUGGGUGGCGGUCCUGGCGGCGGCGCCGCUGAGGGCGGCGCCCUGGUGCCCGCCGCCGCCGUGCCGCCCCCGGCCCACGCCGCUGCCCCUUUCCCCGCGGGUGGCGCGGCUGACGGUGCCUUGGGUGCGGCCGCGGGCGCGCUGGGCGGCGCGCCAUGGUCGCCGCUGGUGGCGCAGCGCGCAGCCCUUGGCGGCCUCGCGGCAGGGCUCGCAGCCAUCGCCGGCUUGCCAGGUGGAGACACCAGGAUCCAGACGGUCACUCUGGACACGGAGGGUGUCAGGCACGUCGACUUCCGCGCUGGUGCGGUCCGUCUCCAUGAGUUGCCAUGGGGGGGCUGGCCCUUCAAGGGUCCUCGCACGCUCUUGUCGGUGCUCAGCUUCAUCUGCCGGAAUGGAGGGACUCCCCUGGGCUGGCAUACGAAGUGGGUCUCGGAGGAGUUCCUGGAGCCAGACGACCCAGGGGUCGACGCGCACCUCGUGCGCUGCCGCCUGCUGGACAUGGAGCUGGUCGGCCGCGCCCUUCAAACGCGGGGGGAGCUCUACCGGGACAGGUUCGUCGCGUCGUCGGAGUUCGGCUCGGGCGCUGCACCGAUGUCGGGCGCUCUGGAUGCUGGCGGCAACGCGCGCGUUGUCCCAGCCCGUCGCGACUGGCUCGCGGCGGAGAAGGCGCGAGAGGCAAGUGUCGCCAAGGAGCGGCGCAAG
Messenger RNA from Prorocentrum cordatum, 1173 nucleotides. Lineage: Eukaryota; Dinophyceae; Prorocentrales; Prorocentraceae. The record is from the annotation of a GenBank genome assembly.